Molecule: messenger RNA, 519 nt
Organism: Adineta ricciae
Lineage: Eukaryota; Metazoa; Rotifera; Eurotatoria; Adinetida; Adinetidae
Source: the annotation of a GenBank genome assembly
AUGAAGUUUCAUUAUUUGUUGAUCGUCAGUGUUUUCUUAGUCGAAUUCAAUCAAGCAUCAAAAUGGGAACAAUGUCAUUUACCUCCUGGACGAUCGUGUACAAGUUUGACACCAACUUCAACAAAAUUAGAAGGUUUAGGUGUUUAUUAUGAAGAACCUUGUCAUGGAGCAGGAUGUGGAUUUUUCAAACCAUAUUGUCGUCUUUGUUGGAUCGAUCCUAAUGCACCUGGAAAAAUGGAUCGACCACCAUGUCCACCAUGUGUUUCGGAACAUUUCAAAGAAAAACAAUCAGCAAAUUCUCAAUGUCAUUUACCUAGUGAACGAUCGUGUACAAGUUUGACACCAACUUCAACAAAAUUAGAAGGUUUAGGUGUUUAUUAUGAAGAACCUUGCCAUGGAGCAGGAUGUGGAUUUUUUCGACCAUAUUGUCGUCUUUGUUGGAUCGAUCCAAAAGCACCUGGAAAAAUGGAUCGACCACCAUGUCCACCAUGUGUUGCACAGAUUUUAAAUGAAAAUUAA